AAGUGUGGAGCAUUCACAGGAGUCAUCUGUAGUCGUCUAACAAGCAAGAUGUUGGUGGUGUUACAACUGUUAUUACUGCUCUGUGUUGGCAGCUCAGUUUCAAAAGAUUUUGUCACACCAAAUGUGAACAUUAUUGCUGAGCUGGAGAAGCUGAAGAAGAUGGAGGAAACGAUUCAAACAUUACAAGACACAUUAGACAGCGUAUUUAUUAAUAAUGAAGCUUUGAAAAGUUCAGUACGAGACUUACAAUAUGAGCUUGAAUCUUUCCAGAAAGAGAAUGAAGCUUUGAAAGGUUUAGUACAAGAUUCACAAAAUAAGCUUGACUCUUUCCAGAAAGAGAAUGAAGCUUUGAAAAGUUUAGUACAAGAUUCACAAAAUAAGCUUGAAUCUUUCCAGAAAGAGAAUGAAGCCCGAAAGAUUGCCUUUUCAGCCGGACUUCUGGCAUCUGGAUCAGGACACACCGGGCCUUUAAAUUAUAAGAAAACUCUGGUCUACAAGAAAGUGUUUACUAACAUUGGAAAUGCCUAUGACUCAAAUACUGGUAUUUUCACAGCACCAGUAAAAGGAGUCUAUUACUUCAGAUUUUAUGCUCAUUCACAUAGUGGAACCAAAAUGGCAGUCACACUGUAUAAAAAUGAUGCACCUCAAUGCUCUGUGUUUUCUGUGAAACCUGUCACUAAUGGUAAUGCCAGCAAUGGAGUCGUUCUUACACUGGAACCUGGUGAUCAAGUUUAUACCAAACUACUGGAUAAAACUUGGGUUUUUGACGAUCACAUGAGCUACACCAGCUUCAGUGGUUUUCUCAUUUUUCCUCUUGUAAAUAUGGAGCUUGUAUGAAUUAUUCCUGUGAAAGUUAACUGUAUCAUGAUUUUAGGUGGUCUCCUCUGAAGUUCAACAUUUUAUCAGUUGUCUUAAAAUUGCAUCACUGAGACUUAGAAACUCAGAAUGUGUAAU
This is a messenger RNA of Misgurnus anguillicaudatus (oriental weatherfish), 954 nucleotides long. NCBI's taxonomy places the organism in Eukaryota, Metazoa, Chordata, Actinopteri, Cypriniformes, Cobitidae. The record is from RefSeq and is a predicted model, not a curated record.